AUGUAUCUUCACGCCCUUCUAGCAGUUGCUGUGUCGUUGGCAUCAUUUCUGGAUUUCAACGUGGUGCAUGGUGCGACGCUUGCCGGAUACGGAGCAAACCCUUACGCAGGACCUGGAGGAUCUCCUUUUGGAGGACAAAGUGGAAGUCCGUUUGGAGGACCUGAAGGAUAUUACGGAGGACAAAGACGGGGUCAGUACGGAGGAUCUGCUGGGCCUUACCAAGGACGAGGAGGAAAUUCUUACGGAGCACCCGGCGGGCCCUACUACGGAGGACAAGGAAGAGGUUCGUAUGGAGGACGUGGAGGAUUUUACGGAGGACAAGGAGGUUAUCCUUAUGGAGGACCUGGAGGACCAUUCCCAAGCGGGCCAGGAGGAAAUUCGUUUGGAGGACAAGGGCAAUAUCCUUUCGGAGGGCAAGGAGGAAAUCCGUACGGGGGAUUCGGAAAUAGUCCUUAUGGAGGCUUUGGAGGAAAUACGUACGGAGGAGCCGGCGGAUAUCCGCGUGGUGGACCCGGAGGUUCUUUUGGAAGAUCUGGUGGAUGGAAAUAA
This is a messenger RNA of Haemonchus placei, 549 nucleotides long. The record is from the annotation of a GenBank genome assembly. NCBI's taxonomy places the organism in Eukaryota, Metazoa, Nematoda, Chromadorea, Rhabditida, Trichostrongylidae.